CACCCCUGCAGGCCAACAAGGUGGAAUUCCCGACCUGGAUGCGCACACCACGAUGAAAGCCAUCAUCGCUGUCCCUGCCAUCGCUGGCCUCGUCUACCGGGCCUGGUCGCAUAAAUCGCUCACCAGCCUCGGUCUCGUUGCGGCCGGCCUGACAGCUUCCGCCCACGCUCUGCAUCCAUGGUCCGCCCCGUUUAUCCUUCUCGCUGUUUUCUACCUUGGGGGUACUCGAGUGACCAAGGUCAAACACGAGAUCAAAUCCCGGCUGACCCUCUCCGCGACCGGCUCCGACGGCGGCGAAGGCCCGCGCACCCACGUCCAGGUUCUCGCCAACUCCAUCGUCGCUACCGUGCUCAUCCUCGCCCAUACCUACGUCCUUGCGAAGAAGUCCACCCCAAGCCACAAUGCAAGCCGAUGUUUCUCAAACGGCCGCGACGUCGCGGACGUGCUGAUGAUUGGUAUCGUCGCGAACUACGCCGCCGUCGCCGCCGACACCUUCUCCUCCGAGCUCGGCAUCCUCUCCAAAUCGAAACCCCGGCUGAUCACCUCGCCCACCCUCCGCGUCGUGCCCCCGGGCACUAAUGGCGGUGUCACGGGCACCGGGCUUCUGGCGGGUGUGUUUGGCGCGUUCACGAUCGCGCUCUCGUCCGCUGCGUUUCUGCCGUUUUGCUCGCAGGAUGAUACGCUGAGGGGUCGCGUGGGGUGGGUCCUGGGUGUUACUGCUUGGGGCGCUUUGGGGAGUGUAUUGGAUAGUGUUCUGGGGGGGUUGUUUCAGGCUAGUGUUGUGGAUAAGCGGACUGGAAAGGUUGUUGAGGGGUCGGGGGGGAAGAAGGUCCUUAUUCACCCUUCUUCGACGAAACCCGGUGUACCUGCCAACACCAUCGGGCUGACCCCGGCGCAUAGCGCCUCGGGGGCUCAGCUGCGGGCGACGGAGACGGUUGCCAAUACGGCGGCGCUGAGAGGGAGCAGAGCCACUCAGACCUCCGUUGGGUCUUCUUCUGGGGAGACGGACGAAGGGCAUCAUGAGAGUCGGCGGGUCGAGAGCGGGCGCGAUAUUCUGGAUAAUAAUGCUGUCAAUGUGUUGAUGGCUCUUAUUAUGAGUGUCGGGGCUAUGGGUGUUGCUGCUUGGGCUUGGGGCUUAGAUGUUACGGAGUUGACUGUCUGGUGAUUUGGCGUAUAUGAUGUGGGAAUGCUACGCUUGAAAGCAUUGUGCUGAUUGAUAAUGGCAUCUAUUUUCAGGGUUUCGAUGUUGACUUAGCGGGAUCACUGAUGAUUAAGAAGUUGAAUUAUUCGAUGAUUUUUUUAGGAUAGUUCUUUUUAUGGCUGAUGAGGCGGGUCCUACAUGACGGUGCAAGGAGCUUGGCGUUUGCUGUCCGCUUGACUUUUCCUCUUUAUCGCUUCUUGGUAGUUCCGCCCUUCAUUUUCCAGG
Messenger RNA from Aspergillus homomorphus CBS 101889, 1426 nucleotides. RefSeq names its product DUF92 domain-containing protein. The record is from RefSeq and is a predicted model, not a curated record. Lineage: Eukaryota; Fungi; Ascomycota; Eurotiomycetes; Eurotiales; Aspergillaceae. Bases 53 to 1165 code for a protein of 370 amino acids. Gene Ontology annotation, cellular component: membrane. The transcript has 4 exons.